AUGGCCGCCACUCUCCGCCUCCAAAAAGAACUCAAACUCCUCCUCAAAUCUCCCGAACCCGGCAUCGUUGCCAAACCGUCCUCCUCCACCAAUAUUCUCGAUUGGUACUUCCUCAUCGACGGACCGAAAGACACCGCUUACGACAAAGGAAAAUACUUGGGCAAAAUUCUUUUCCCGAAAGAUUACCCGUUUAAACCACCCGGCAUCAUCAUGUCCACGCCGUCUGGGCGGUUCGAACCGGGGAAGAAAAUAUGCAUGUCCAUGUCGGAUUAUCACCCGGAAACGUGGAACCCCAUGUGGUCGGUGUCGAGCAUUUUGAAAGGGAUUCAGAGCUUCAUGGCGGACAACGAGAUAACUGCCGGAAGUAUUCGAACGAGCGAACAGGAAAAGAAAAAGUUGGCGAAAGAAAGCGUCGCCUGGCUGGUGAGAAACGCGCAGUUUAGGAAAGUGUUCGCGGAAUUAAUCGAUGCGAUGGAAGAGGAAGAGAGGAAGAGAAAAGAGGAGAAUAACGAGACGAACGAGUGA
Messenger RNA from Bathycoccus prasinos, 525 nucleotides. RefSeq lists its product with no specific name. Bases 1 to 525 code for a protein of 174 amino acids. The transcript has a single exon. NCBI's taxonomy places the organism in Eukaryota, Viridiplantae, Chlorophyta, Mamiellophyceae, Mamiellales, Bathycoccaceae. The record is from RefSeq and is a predicted model, not a curated record.